Schistosoma bovis is the source of this 4176-nucleotide messenger RNA. Lineage: Eukaryota; Metazoa; Platyhelminthes; Trematoda; Strigeidida; Schistosomatidae. The record is from the annotation of a GenBank genome assembly.
AUUUAACAGGAAAUGAUAAAAAUAUGCCGUGAAAUUUCAAACAAAAAGCGAAAACAAACAACAUUUUUGAUCUUUUCUUAAAAAACUCAAACCCUAUUUAUUGAAUAAAUAUUUUUUGAAAGCAUGGUAACGAACGAAAAAUUCCAGAAACUUCUUUACCCCCACCACUCUUCCUCUCUCUCUUCUCAAAACUUUUUUUAAAAAAAAUCAUAUUAGAAAUAUGUAAUUAAAUCAGAAUUAGAAUGAAUUCAAUGAAAAUGAUUGGAUUUGAUUUCAUUAUAUUCAUUAGUUUAAUUAUGAAUGAAAUUGGAUUCUGUAUGAUAAUGGAUAAUUAUUCAAUGAAUAAUCAAAGUAAAUUACAUAACCCAAGCAAAAUGUAUCGAUAUGGUGUGUUUCGACAGACAUCUUUACUUGUUUGUCUUCCAGACCUUAUGCAAUUACAUUGUCCAACACAUAUGUAUAUUAGAACAUUAGAAAUUGAAGUGUUUCAUAGUUUUCAAACAACUCAAGAACCAGAAUUCAUUAGUCCAAGUUGUUCAUUUAAAACAAAUCAACCUGAAAAAAAGAGAAAACAUGAAUUAAACAUAAAACAAACCAUAGAAUGUAACAAUAAAUUGAACAUAGUUAAAAUGAUUAAACAAAUGUGUGAAGGAAGAAAAAAUUGUGAACUACAUAUAUCUCAAUUAAUACCUAAUUUAACUCAAUGCUCCGAAGAAAAUAGUUCUAUUCUUAUUAAAUAUCAAUGUUUACCUGAUCUUGAUUCAGCUUUAUCUGAAGCAAUCUGUACAGAUACAUAUAUGGAAGUAAAAUGUAAUACAGAACGUUCUAUAAAUACACUUGUUAUAUUGAAUGCGAAAUUUGAAAAAGAAAUUAAAUUAUUUGAUAGUAGUUCAACUUAUGAAUGUCCAAUUGUUCCAACUGAGAUACCAAUUGGAUUAUCAAACAAUGUAUGUUCAUCCACAAUAGAUAUUACUGAUUAUUUGAGCAGUUCAUGUGAUGGGCAUAGUACUUGUUCAGUUAAUCCAAAUACUAUUGAUUUAUCAAUGAAUAAAAUACAAAAAUGUGGAAAAAUGCAUCUUAGUUUAGUUUAUGUUUGUGUACCACCGGAACUAAUUAUAACAAAACAUUUUAUAGAUACAAAUAAUGAACGACAUACUGAGAAACAAAAAACAAAUCAAAGACAACCUAAAGAAAUUCAAACUGUACGUCAAGGUAACAAAAUUCACACGUUAAAUCCAUCUGAUGUAUCAUCUUAUGAGAAGAGUCAACUAUCAUUGAUCAAAACGGAUAUUGAACAAAAUAAGAAGAAACUUUUCAUAGAUCCAAGAAAGUCAAUCAAUAUACAAAUGAAUACAAGAACAAAUGAACUAUUAUAUAAACAUCAAGAACCAUAUAUACAAUCCAUCAAUCCAUCUCUAUUACAAUCCUUAUUAAUUGGUAUUGGUAGUGGUUUAUUAAUCCUAUUCAGUAUACUAUUUAUCAUUAUAUUAUUAUAUCGUAAAUAUCAUCAAAGACGAACUACUGAAAUCAAAUCGAAAUCAAAUAAAUGUUCAACAAUAUGCUUUUCUCAUACAAAUGAUGAUUGGUCAACAAUCAAUUCAAAUCUAUUACAUAAUACAUCUUCUAGAUUAGAGAUACCUAUAACAAAUGAUAUAAAAUGUUUAUGUUCUAUAUGUAAAUUACCAAUUAAUUCAUAUUCUAUAAUAAAUGAUAUACAUAAAUAUCAUAAUGAACAUUGUCAAUGUCAUAUAAAUACGAAUAUAUCAGGAAAUAUAAAUCAUUGUAAUGUAAAUCAUGAGCAUUAUGAUGGUAAAUCAUGUUGUAUAACAGGACAUCAUCAGAAUAUAUCUGAUUUAUAUGGUAUGAAAAUAAUAACACCUACAUUAAAUCAGUCACCAUGUAUAUUCAAUGUAUGUCCAUUAGAUAUAUCAAAUGAUAUAAACUCUACUUUACUUCCACUUAAUACAAAUACAAUGAAUAGUGAAAAUUCUAAAAAUACAAUAAAUGAUUAUAUGCCAACAAUUACAACAACAACAACAAUAACAACAACAUCAUUAUCAUUAUCAUCAACACCAUCAUCUAUCAAUAGUAUUCAUUAUGAAUAUCACAGAUCAUCUUCAUUAGAUCAUAAAUUUCAAUCAAAUCAUAUUUAUAAUACAAAUUAUAUCAAUACAUCACAAUCAAUUAAUAGUAAUUCAACAAGAUAUGGUUAUGAUAUAAACAAUGAAAUAAAUGAUCAUCAUGAUGAAUGUCUACUUAAAUUCAAUCAUUAUCAUAGAUUAUUAAAAUGUGAUCGAAAAAUCGAUUAUGAUCAUAUAAAUGAACAUCGAUUACGUAAUAAUAAUAAUAAUAAUGAUAUUAAUAAUAAUAUUAUUAUAACCGAUCAUUGUCCAUAUGAAAUGAAAACAAUUCCAUCUGAAAUAAUCAAUAAAGAAAUGAUCCGAUCACCAUCGAAUAAUCUCACCGAUCAAAUUAAUAUUGAUAAUUGUAUUGAAUCAUUUAAGAAAUAUAAUGAAAAUAAAUCAAUUUAUGAAAUCAAUUCAUCGAUUCAAUCAACAUUACAACGAAAGGAGAUAAAUCCUCAAGAAUAUGGAUGUAAUAAUAAUAGUAAUAAUAAUAAUAAUAUGUAUUUAUUAAAGAAAGUAAAUGAUAACCACCACCACCACCAACAACAACAACAACAAUUACAUAAUGAAAAAGAAAUAAAUCAACAAAUCAAUAAAAAAGAAAGUAAACAAUUCCUAAUUCAUGAUCCCAUUUCAAGAUGUAAUUCAUCAUUAGAUAAUGAAUCAAUUGAAAGUCUUGCAAUAUCAUUAAUUGAUCCACCACAAAAUUUUCGUACAUCUAUUAAUGAAUUACAUUUAAUUAAUAAUAAUAAUCAUAAAUCAUCAAUGAAGGUAACAAUAACACCAACACAUAAACCACCGGAUGUAAUUUUAAAAAGUGGUAAUUAUCAUGAUGAAAUUGAUUUAGAACGACCACCUCCAAAAAUGCCACCAUUAAGAGGUAUAUUAACUAAUAGAUCUAUUAUAACUGAAAGAAAUACUGCAUUUUAAUUUAUUUCUUCUCUUUUGUUCAUAUCACCAUAUAUAUAUAUUCAAGUACUAAUGUAAUAAUGUAUUAUUAAUAACCAACUAUAGAAUAAUAAACUACUUAUUGUCUAUAAAUUCAUAACAAACUUGAAAUAAUAAACAUCAUUCAGCGUUGUACAUGUUAAAUAUGAUUAUGAAAAUAUUACUAAUUAUGUUAAUUAAUUGAUUAUUAUUUUUUGUUGUUGUUGUUGAUAUUUCUUAAUCUCAGAAAGGGAUUCUGUGGAUAUCAUAGUAAUUUUAAUAGUUCAGAUCAUGAGUCAUGUGAAGUUAGAUACUAUCAUGGAAAACCUGGAAGCAGUGAACGGUCAUUUUGUACAAGUAUGGGAAUCCACAGCAGUGCUCAGUCACGAUCUCACCUUGUGGGAUUUGAACUCAAGAUCUAUUGGUCUCGAGCGCAAACACUUAACCAACCUCCAGACUACUGAGGAUCCAUCAGAAUCCAAUGGUGUUAAUGUGUAACAUUAACUAAUCCACGAAAUUGCGCCACCUUCUACCAUUAUCAUCAAUGAGUUACUAUCUUACAACAGAUUCGGUUGAGCUCUACUGCUCAUCAUUUCUCAUUAGAACUAGAGGAAAUACUUCUUGAAGCCAGUCACUGUUGUUGGAUAGUAACUCACUGAGGACAAUGUUGGAUGUGUGGUUCAAUUUCGUGGAUUGGUUGAAGUUAGAUUAUGAACACCACUGAAUUUUGGCCGCAUCAAUGAUAUAGAGGUUAGACGUUCGCACGCGAGACUGAUAGGUUCUGGGUUCGAAUCAUGCGAGGUGGCAUAGUGGUUGUACAAUGUUGAGGAGUCUCAUACUAGGAUAGAACCACUGUACAGUGCCUGCAGGUUUUCCAUGGUAGUCUAGCUUUAAUUAACUCAUGAAUUUAACUACAAAAUCUCUUAAUUUAUUAGUGAUUCUGUUAAAUGAACCAAUUUGUUAGCAUUUUUGCCGUUGUUGUUGUUGUUGUCAAGUGUAAAUGAAUAAGAUCAUUGUAAUAUGUUUGUUUGUAAAAAGAGGGUUAUAUUGUUUAUUUAAAAUUUGUAAGUAUCACUAUUAACGUGUGUCUUGAUAAUUUCAAAUAAACUGAGUACUGGAUCGA